AACCAACAGACUAGGUCACAUUCAGGGCAUUCCACUCCAUAAACCAACAGACUAGGUCACAUUCAGGGCAUUCCACUCCAUAAACCAACAGACUAGGUCACAUUCAGGGCAUUCCACUCCAUAAACCAACAGACUAGGUCACAUUCAGGGCAUUCCACUCCAUAAACCAACAGACUAGGUCACAUUCAGGGCAUUCCACUCCAUAAACCAACAGGCUACGCUUUUAACCCUUUCUGAACACAUUCUAACGUGCACUACCUGGCAUUUGAAAGAGGAUGGAAAGCUGCCAUUUAUUAUGUUUCCAGUUUCACUGUCUGUUCUGUUGUUGCCAUAGCUACGUGAGGCCUAUAUCAUUGUAGCGUUCCUACAGAGAGAAGUAUCACAGAGAUGAAGAUUGUCAGUUUGUUUCCAUAGUUCUUGCAGCAAGUUGUGUCUUGCGUGAGGGCUCUUAUCUAGGUUAAUGAACAACCGGCUUGUAGAAACACAUCCACUUCUUUUCCUUUUAUCUCUAACACACAUUCUAGUGGGAGAUGUACAGUGACUGUUGAUUAAUGUGUAGGACUACUGAAGUAGAGCAUCAGCAGUAUAAAGCUCAGUAAAACAGCCUAGUUCCAAGCCAAGGUCUACAGUACAUCAGAGUGGAGCGUGGUACAUUGAGAUGGUUCCAGCUACCCACAAACCUCCUUUCACCUCACCUGACACAGCCAGAUUUGAUCUAUGCCUCACCAAACCUGCUAGUGACUAUGGAAUGACUAAAAUGUGAUUCAGCGUUGUUGACUAAAAGCUGUGGUUCUGUAAAGAACGCCCUUUAGGCUGCGGGCAAAAGAUGUUGAACUUUUGACAAACUAAUAUUUGAUGAAUGCUAAUACGAUUCAAUCUGUGAUCAGUCUCUCUGUGGCCAAAGACUUAAGCAUGUUGAUUGAAGUUGUUUUUCUGUUUUUCUCAGGACUUCCAAAGCAGUACUACAGCCUGACAUGGUUUCUUAGUCCCAUCCUGGGCCUCAUCCUCACCCCUCUCAUUGGCUCAGCCAGCGACCGCUGCACCCUGAAAUGGGGCCGCAGGAGACCCUUCAUCCUGGCACUCUGUGUGGGGGUGUUACUGGGCGUUUCUCUAUUUCUCAAUGGGUCCCUCCUAGGAUUAGCCCUUGGGGACGUUCCCAGCAGUCAGCCCAUUGGGAUAGUGCUGACCGUGCUGGGUGUGGUUCUACUGGACUUCAGUGCAGACGCCUCAGAUGGGCCUAUCAGAGCCUACCUGUUGGAUGUAGCCGACACAGAGGAGCAGGACAUGGCCCUCAACAUACAUGCCUUCUCUGCAGGGCUGGGAGGAGCGGUUGGCUACGUGCUGGGUGGCUUGGACUGGACCAGCACCAUCCUGGGCACGGCCUUCAAGUCCCAGGAGCAGAUCCUGUUUGUGUUUGCUGCCGUCAUCUUCACCAUAUCUGUGAUUCUACACAUGUUCAGUAUCAAGGAGGAGAGUUUUGAGGCUCGUGGUGACACUCCGGGAGAGGGAGACUCCGAUAGCCUGUCCUCCUCAGGGAAACUGAAGGGGGGCUUGGCGGGGCCUCGUAGUAUACCUCAGCUGGAUGUUAUAGGAGAGGAGGACACCCAGUCAGAGAGAGAGCUCUUCAUCAACGUGGACAGGGUGAGGAGUAAGAGCGACUCGGUGCUGGCCAUGCCUGACGCCACCAUCGAGCUGGACUCAGACCUGGACCAGGACGGUCAUUUCCUGGCAGACAUUGAGCCCUCCAUCUUUCAGGACUACCCCCAAGAUUUCUACCCUGGCACCCCUCAGAGACACUACAGUAGAUGGGGCAUCCAGGACCAGGAAGUCCCCCAGCCCGAGGCUCAGGCAGACCGCCAGCUGCCCCUCUUCCACCAGGACCCCUCCCCCUACUACAGCAGGGAGCACAUGUUGCUCAACAACCAGACCAACCAGGGAGCCAAGUGCCUCAACGGGGCCUCAGUGGUCCCGGCCGUCCCCUCCAACCACACGGCCCACGGGGCCAACAGCCAGGGCCGUAUGCCAGGCCUGAGGCCGUCCAACACCAGCGCCACUGCCGGGGCACGCCGCUUCCCCCACACCUUCUACCGCCAGCCGUCAUUUACAUUCUCUUACUAUGGCCGCGUGGGUUCAGCACGAUACCGCCACCGCAGAAACACCAUGGGUAAUCCGGCCGGCGCCAACCUCCGCAUCAAGACCUCGCAGAGCAUGAACGACAUCUACGAGCACAUGCAGCGGCGGCAGCAGAGGAGGGAGCUCCAGCAGAGCAGCACCACACUGUCCAGCAGUGACUCUGAGAGUGACGACGGGGACGAGGAGGGCACCACGGUCAAGCUGCUGUGGCUGUCCAUGCUGAAGAUGCCCCCCCAGCUGCUGAGGCUCUGCGUCUGUCAUCUCCUCACCUGGUUCUCCAUCAUCGCUGAGGCAGUCUUCUACACAGACUUCAUGGGACAGGUCAUCUAUGAUGGAGAACCCACAGCUCCUGCUAACUCCACUGAACUGCAGCACUACCAUAAAGGAGUCCAGAUGGGCUGCUGGGGACUGGUUGUCUAUGCUGCUACCGCUGCAGUCUGCUCAGCUGUGCUCCAGAAGUACCUGGACAACUACGACCUGAGCAUUAAGGUCAUCUACAUCCUGGGUACUCUGAGCUUCUCCCUGGGAACCGCCGUCAUGGCCAUCUACCCUAACGUCUACGUUGCCAUGGUGAUGAUCAGCACCAUGGGCAUCAUCUCCAUGAGUAUCUCCUACUGUCCCUACGCUCUGCUGGGCCAGUACCACGAGAACAAGCAGUACAUCCACCACAGUCCGGGGAAGUCGCGACGAGGCUUCGGCAUUGACUGUGCCAUACUGUCGUGCCAGGUGUAUAUUGCCCAGAUCCUGGUGGCGUCUGCGCUGAGCACGGUGGUGGACGUGGUGGGCAGCGUGCGGGUCAUCCCAAUGAUGGCCUCUGGAGGCUCCUUCCUGGGCUUCCUCACCGCCACCUUCCUGGUCAUCUACCCAGACUCCUCCACUCCCACCACUACGCAGGACCAGGAGGGGUAUGGAGAGGAUGGGGCUCCGGCCCUGGUGGCCCCAGAAGCAGGCCCUAGUGGUAGCAGUAUGCAGGAGCCAGUAGUCCUUCUCAAAAUGUCACCUAAGGGCAGCAGCAGCACGACAAACUACGAGUCCACUAUUUAACAAAGAAGAAGAGGGGCAAGGACAAAAUACUGCAUCUCAAUAGUCAUAAAGUGGCUUCCUCUCUUUGUCUCCUUUUAAUCUGCACAGAUAUCUAGUGAAGAAAGACAGUGACCAAACCUUAACACUCACUAGUCACAUGAGUUCCAGUGGGAUGGACUGUUCCAAUAUACACGUUGUGCAUUUCUUGACAUAUGGCUGUUUUUCUUUUCCUCGUGGGGUUCUAAUGUUUGUGGUUUCACUGAUAUGCGUCCCAAAUAGCACCCUACUCCCUUUUAUAGUGCACUUUUUACCUGGGUCCAUAAGGCUCUGGUCAAAUGAUGUGCACUAAAUAGGGAAUAGGGUGCCAUUUGGGACUCAUUCACAGUUUGAAAGGCCUGCAGGAAGCAAUAUCAGACUCCGUAUCCACCUCAUACACAGGAUCUAAUGCUGGACUCUCUUCUUUACUCAUGGGAUCUAAUGCUGGACUCUCUUCUUUACUCAUGGGAUCUAAUACGGGACUCUUUUUUUACUCAUGGGAUCUAAUGCUGGACUCUCUUCUUUACUCAUGGGAUCUAAUACGGGACUCUUUUUUUACUCAUGGGAUCUAAUGCUAGACUCUCUUCUUUACUCAUGGGAUCUAAUGCUGGACUCUCUUCUUUACUCAUGGGAUCUAAUACGGGACUCUUUUUUUACUCAUGGGAUCUAAUGCUGGGCUCUCUUUUUUUACUCAUGGGAUCUAAUGCUGGACUCUCUUUUUUUACUCAUGGGAUCUAAUGCUGGACUCUCUUUUUUUACUCAUGGGAUCUAAUGCUGGACUCUCUUCUUUACUCAUGGGAUCUAAUGCUGGACUCUCUUCUUUACUCAUGGGAUCUAAUGCUGGACUCUCUUCUUUACUCAUGGGAUCUAAUGCUGGACUCUCUUUCUUAAACGUGAUUUGGACUUUUUCUGUAGAUGGUUGUUUAGACUGCACGUGAAUAUUUUCACUCCAUUUCUAAAUUGAGAACAUGUUUUAUUGAUAUUAUUUUGUGAUUGUACAAAAUGGUUUGAGUGACCGAUCAACUUUUUUAGAGCAAACUUAGUUUCCCCACAGACGGAAUGCUAUAGGAGUCCCUAUGUUACUGUGACCUCACUAAAGAUGCUGCAGCCACAGAAGAUCCAGUUCAGAACAGUAUAGGAGUCUCUCUUACUAUGACCUCAUUAAAGAUGCUGCAGCCACAGAGGAUCCAGUUCAGAACAGUAUAGGAGUCUCUGUUACUAUGACCUCACUAAAGAUGCUGCAGCCACAGAGGAUCCAGUUCAGAACAGUAUAGGAGUCUCUGUUACUAUGACCUCAUUAAAGAUGCUGCAGCCACAGAGGAUCCAGUUCAGAACAGUAUAGGAGUCUCUGUUACUAUGACCUCAUUAAAGAUGCUGCAGCCACAGAGGAUCCAGUUCAGAACAGUAUAGGAGUCUCUGUUACUAUGACCUCACUAAAGAUGCUGCAGCCACAGAGGAUCCAGUUCAGAACAAUAUAGGAGUCUCUGUUACUAUGACCUCAUUAAAGAUGCUGCAGCCACAGAGGAUCCAGUUCAGAACAGUAUAGGAGUCUCUGUUACUAUGACCUCAUUAAAGAUGCUGCAGCCACAGAGGAUCCAGUUCAGAACAGUAUAGGAGUCCCUAUGUUACUGUGACCUCACUAAAGAUGCUGCAGCCACAGAGGAUCCAGUUCAGAACAGUAUAGGAGUCCCUAUGUUACUGUGACCUCACUAAAGAUGCUGCAGCCACAGAGGAUCCAGUUCAGAACAAUAUAGGAGUCUGUUACUAUGACCUCAUUAAAGAUGCUGCAGCCACAGAGGAUCCAGUUCAGAACAGUAUAGGAGUCUCUGUUACUAUGACCUCAUUAAAGAUGCUGCAGCCACAGAGGAUCCAGUUCAGAACAGUAUAGGAGUCUCUGUUACUAUGACCUCAUUAAAGAUGCUGCAGCCACAGAGGAUCCAGUUCAGAACAGUAUAGGAGUCUCUGUUACUAUGACCUCAUUAAAGAUGCUGCAGCCACAGAGGAUCCAGUUCAGAACAGUAUAGGAGUCUCUGUUACUAUGACCUCAUUAAAGAUGCUGCAGCCACAGAGGAUCCAGUUCAGAACAGUAUAGGAGUCUCUCUUACAAUGACCUCACUAAAGAUGCUGCAGCCACAGAGGAUCCAAUUCAGAACAGUAUAGGAGUCUCUCUUACUAUGACCUCACUAAAGAUGCUGCAGCCACAGAGGAUCCAAUUCAGAACAGUAUAGGAGUCUCUCUUACUAUGACCUCACUAAAGAUGCUGCAGCCACAGAGGAUCCAGUUCAAAAUAAUAUAGGAGUCUCUGUUACUGUGACCUCACUAAAGAUGCUGCAGCCACAGAGGUUCCAGUUCAAAACAAUAUAGGAGUCUCUCUUACUAUGACCUCACUAAAGAUGCUGCAGCCACAGAGAAUCCAGUUCAGAACAAUAUAGGAGUCGGUCUCUUACUGUGACCUCAGUAUGCCACAGAGGAUCCAGUUCAGAACAAUAUAGGAGUCGGUCUCUUACUGUGACCUCAGUAUGCCACAGAGGAUACAUUACCUGUUAUAAACACCCUUCACUAACUCUCUUUCUUCUGUCUAUUGACAUGUAUAUCAUGAAAACACUCAGGGCUAUUAUACAGCACAGACAAUAUGAUGUCCAGGUUACACCAAAAGUCCAAAGAACCAUUCAGGACGUUCCUUUUUGUAGGUCAUAUUUGCCAUUUACUGGGUUGAGUGGCCUAUAGCCUACUGUUUACAUGACAGAGUUGGAGAAACGUUAUCAGCCUUAAGAUAAUCAAAUCCUGAAGUGAUGAUGCUUACAUUCUAACACAUAUCAAUAUUUUGAAAAGGGAAAAUGUUGUAAACCUCGAUUAUAGUAUGCUGCAUGGAAGAAUACUAGAUUUCAUACUACAACUAGUCAUUAAAAAUGGUCUAUGAUCAUAAGAUGCCUUUGGGCCCAUCCAGCAUUGAAGAAACCCUACACUGUACUGUGCUACAGUGAGUAGCCCUCUGUUCUGAACCAUCUGUUCCACAGGGUAACGUAUAAGAAAGGAUAUUGCUCUGUAUGUUUUUACAUUUAACAACUGCAAAAGCUGCACAAUAAACUU
Messenger RNA from Salvelinus fontinalis (brook trout), 6282 nucleotides. Its product is annotated as solute carrier family 45 member 4-like. Lineage: Eukaryota; Metazoa; Chordata; Actinopteri; Salmoniformes; Salmonidae. Gene Ontology annotation, molecular function: sucrose:proton symporter activity. The transcript is spliced from 6 exons. The record is from RefSeq and is a predicted model, not a curated record. Gene Ontology annotation, biological process: transmembrane transport. The coding region runs from base 856 to 3177 and encodes 773 amino acids. Gene Ontology annotation, cellular component: membrane.